UUUUUAUUUAUCUUGAAUUUAUAAUCUUGUAUCAGACGGCUAGACAGGUAUACAAAUAUAUAAAUAAUUUAUUAUAUAUAAUUAAAUUUAAAAAAAUGAAAUAUGUCUGAGGGAUUUAUACAUUCGGUAAAAGUUCCACGGCUUUAUAAAACGGCCUCUAGUACCGUUAAAAAAAUAGUUGAACACAAAGCCAGUUUGAAAGAAUUAGUUUAUGAACGAAAACACCCGAAUGUAAAAGCACUUUAUGCUCUCGCUGCAACGACAUUGCAACAUUCGUCUCAAUUAACUCAAUUACUUGAAAAAACUCAAUUACUGAAAAAAGAACCACGAUUGGAUCAAUGGCUAGCACGUGUCCUAAUAACCGAACUAAUAUGGGGGAAACAAGUCUUACAGUCCGAUGCAAAACCAAUUUUGACAAUUAAAAAUUACGAAAAUCAGUUACGAGAUGAAUUAAAAAACACUACCGAUAUUAAAAAACCAUUCAAGAGAGUGGGUAAGCCACGUUAUGUACGAGUUAAUACGCUCGUAAUGACAGUGGAUGACGCAAUAAGAGAAUUUAUAAAUGAUGGGUUUACUUUAUUACCGAAAAGUAAAAACUAUCAGUCAUAUCUCGAGACACUGGAAAAUUUAAGCGGUUACUCGUUUAUUCAAGAUUUUCAUUUACGCGAAUUAUUUGCAUUUGCUGCUGGUACCCAUUUUUAUGAUCAUGAUGGAUAUAAAUCUGGCGCCAUUGUCCUUCAGGAUAAGGCAAGUUGUUUACCAGCUCAUUUAUUAAAUCCACCAACUGGGUCAGUUGUUUUAGACAUGUGCGCAGCACCUGGUAUGAAGACAACUCAUUUGGCAGCGAUCAUGCAAAAUGAAGGGAAAAUUUAUUCCGUUGAAAGAAAUGAGCGAAGAUAUCAAGUACUUUGUGACUUGAUACAAUCAUCCGGUGCCAAUAUUGUGACGACAAUAAAUGCCGACUCAUUGACAAUCGACUCAACAAAAUAUCCUGAUAUCGAAUAUAUUCUAGUAGAUCCCAGUUGCUCUGGUUCGGGUAUGGACCGUCCAGAACUUGAUGAAUCUGCUGGUAUAUGCGAGCCAUCGCGUCUAAAAAGUUUGCAAUCAUUCCAAGUAUUUUUAUUGCGUCACGCGUUAUCAAAUUUUCCGUCAGUUAAACGGAUUAUUUAUAGCACGUGUUCAAUUUAUGCUGAAGAAAAUGAAAUGGUUAUCGAUGAGAUUUUAAAUGACAUUGGCGAUGCCUAUAAAUUGGUUCCGGUUAAAAAAUUAUUGAACAAUGAAUGGAUUAAUUACAGUUCUGUUGAGUUCAAUUGCAAAGACAAUUGUUUGUAUGCAAGACAAGAUGUUGAUUAUUGCAAUGGAUUUUUUGUUGCUGUCUUUGAACGUAAUUUCGAUGUUCCGCUUCCGGAUUUCAAAAAAUUCAAGAGUGGAUUAAAAGGUGAGCGGGUGGAUAAUGACAGUGAUGAUAAAAAGUUUGAUAAUAGAGACAAGAAGAAGCGAAAAAAUAAAAGGAAAUUUGAAAAUUGUGAGGGAGAGACCGAGGAACAAGAGAAAGAAUUUAAAAUUAAUGAGACUGGAGAGAAGAAGAAAAAGAAGAAGAAGAAAUCGUUGGAUAAAGAUGAAAAAUUGGAGGUGAAGAAUGAGGUUGGAGAUGAAGAAAAUUGUGAAAAGAAGAAGAAGAAAUUAUUGAGUGAAGAGGCAAAAGAAAAGGCUGAAAUUAAUGGAGAAGAAAAUAAUGAAGAAAUCGGUGGAAAGAAAAAGAAGAAAAGAAAAAAUGAAGAGAUAGAAAUUAAAGAGGCGGAAGAAAAGUAUGAAAUUAAUGGAAAAGAAAAUAAUGAAGAAAUUGGUGGAAAGAAGAAGAAGAAAAGAAAAAAUGAAAAGACGGAAAUUAAAGAGACUGAAGAAAAGUAUGAAAUGAAUGGAGAAGAAAAUAAUGAAGAAAUCGGUGGUAAGAAAAAGAAGAAGAAAAAAAAUAAAGAGACGGAAAUUAAUAAUGAAGUUGGUAACGAUAUAGUUAUCAAGAAGAAAAAAAAAGAAAAUUAAGUUAUAAAUAAUUGUAAUAUUUGACAAAUGAUUUUGUAAAUAAUAAAGACAAUAAAAAAAAUG
Microplitis demolitor is the source of this 2106-nucleotide messenger RNA. RefSeq names its product 28S rRNA (cytosine-C(5))-methyltransferase (gene Nsun5). Gene Ontology annotation, biological process: rRNA base methylation. The record is from RefSeq and is a predicted model, not a curated record. Lineage: Eukaryota; Metazoa; Arthropoda; Insecta; Hymenoptera; Braconidae. The transcript is spliced from 5 exons. Gene Ontology annotation, cellular component: nucleolus. Gene Ontology annotation, molecular function: methyltransferase activity. Bases 103 to 2043 code for a protein of 646 amino acids.